Molecule: messenger RNA, 9685 nt
Organism: Anguilla rostrata (American eel)
Lineage: Eukaryota; Metazoa; Chordata; Actinopteri; Anguilliformes; Anguillidae
Gene: frmpd3
Product: FERM and PDZ domain containing 3
Exons: 11
Coding region: 2243-6973 (1576 amino acids)
Biological process (GO): signal transduction
Cellular component (GO): cytoskeleton
Molecular function (GO): protein binding
Source: RefSeq, a predicted model, not a curated record
UGGUCUGUGUGAUCAGCAACAUCAUAUACAAGUUAUCCCUGACACAUUUUUCAUAGCCAACCACAGAAACUGCCUGCGGAAUUUGCAGUGAUCUGUUGAAUAAGAGAUCAUUUUAAUAUCCCUGUUCUCCUUUGUUGUAUUCCACUUUUUAAUCUUCUUUCACUUUCAGAAACAGAAAAAUACACUGGCAGGUAACAGAACAGAACACUUUGAAAAUCACCAAAAUACCUUUUGAUGGUCUCAGUGUUCCUCAGUGCGUCCAGAGUAUAUCCACGUAUGCUGUCUAACAAAGAAAAUAUAGAGUCAACCAUUGACAGCUGGGCACUUGAUGAAUGAAAUAUAAUGUAUUAUGUUACAGUCACUGUAAUUUUGCAUGGUUUGGCAUUUACAAUGUCGUAGUGACAUUACAUAAUUUUUGGGGUUGGGAGCAUACAGAUUAUUCUGCCUAAAGGUUCUUCUAUAGUAGAAAUUCAAGGAACAGAAUUUCACCUGAACUUAUAAACAUGUCAACCCAUGAUUUUUUUCUUCUAAGAAGUAAACUUGAAUGGCUCCAGAAAUAUGUUUAUAGUGUAAGGUACAAAGCUACUGUUGUGCAGCCAUUUAGCCAUUCUUCCUCCUUUUCAACUUUUUGUUUAAUAUGCAGGCCGGUACUUCUAUUUUGUGCGCAUUCUUUAACUAAGAGAGCUUUCUCAUGUACCAUCAGCAGCUGAAUACAUAGCACAAAAUAAGUAUUUUAGUCUUAUACUGAGACAUAAAAUCAUAUUUUAUUUUUGUGCUAAAUAAGACAAGCAUAUUGCCAAUGACGUGAGACAGAUUCAUUUCAAGAUUUUAAGGAAAUUUCACUUGUCAAGCAAGCUUAAAACAAGCUAAUAUUUUCUACUUGAGAGAAAAAAAGAUUUUUUUUCUCAUUAGGACUCAUUAAGACUGAAACACUUGUUAAGUCACAUUUUUGGAAUGCAGAACUCCACAUGUGUCAGAAUGUGAAUACUGGUACUAAUGUUAAAGCUUAAAUAAUUCAAGAUUUUCUUUUUAAUUUUAACCCUCACUCGAAGUGGUAGAUGUGUAAAUGAAUUCUGCUAUACAUGCAUUCUGGGCAUGAGACUCUGCAGUCCCUACUUCCCAUAUAUAUUUGAAAUUGCCCUAUAAAUCCAUAGGUAAACAUGGGAUACACUUUUGUAUCCAAUUUUCCCAGUCCUGUAGUGAUAUGGUUAGGGACAUUUCUUUAUCUACAGCACAUCACCCAAAAUGAUUUCAACUGACAUUACUAUCUAAAUGUCCAUGGGGUCAUGUAGGCAUUGAGUUUCACAAUCACCUGACUAUUUAUACAAUCAGUUGUGACCCUCACAACAGCAGAACAGUAGCCUUCUGUUACACUGCACACUGAGGGAGACUAUUUAUUUUUGCACAACAAAUCCAUACAUGCACAAAAACAACAAACUGACAUUUACAGUACAAAUAUUCCUCUUCAAAAAGCUGAAAAUCCUAAAUGAUGUGGAUUUUUCAUUAGAAGUGUAAGAAAUGGUGGGGAUAUUCCCCAAAAACAGCUUUGGCAGAAGAACAUGCCGUAGGCUGCAGUCUUGCAUAAAGAGAAGAUGGUCACAGAUGAGUCGACAGAUGGUAAAGUUUCAUUCAAUUUAUUUGUUUUUCAAGAAAAAUCUAUUUGAGUAUUUGGGCUAGCAAUUGCCCAAAAGUUUAAUUCAUAGUGGUCAGAAAGAUAGACUUGUCCAAGCAGAAAGUUUCACAACACAAUAUGUCUAAGGAGCACAUUAGAGGAAGGUCCAGGCUUGAUCAUAGAACUGGACAAUGCUGCAGCUGGAAUUCAGGAUGUCAUGAGUACUGUAUUUCUGAACUACAUAAACUAAACGAUACUUAUUAGUUCCAAGCAACUCAGUUGAUGCGGUUUCAUUUGAGUCGUUGAUAUCCUUUUAAUCUGUUUAUCUUUUUUAGCCGUUCUUUUUUAUAAGCCUACACCACUGCAAUUGAUUUCACUGUUAUGAUUAGUCUUGUUGAACAAUUUCGGUGCAGACAAUGUAAUUGUAUUUUUAGUCAACUUUGCAUUUCUUAUAAGAAAAAACAUAUUACUGCCCAACACCAUUAACAUUUCUGAGGCUUGCCUGCAGUUUUCAGCACUGAAAGCAGCAUGUGGCAGCGUGGGAGCAUUGCCUGUGCUUAAUUAGUGUCAAGUGAUGCAGAUUGCUGGGGAAUGGCAGUAUGAUACAGCUCUAGUUGAGGGACGACUGAAAUGCAGACAAUGCUGAAAGACGAUUCUUUGCUGCUUAUCCCGAAUGUUUUGAAGGUGUUCCUGGAGAAUGGACAGAUCAAGUCCUUCACAUUUGACAGUCGUACAACGGUCAGGGAUGUAAUCUCCUCACUGCAGGAUCGACUGUCUCUGCGCUAUAUCGAGCAUUUUGCUCUUGUUCUGGAGUCUGGCGGGCUAGAUCAAAACCACCGGCUGCAUCUGCUGCAGGAGAACCAGCCUCUGUCACAUGUGGUGCAGAGGACCUACUUCCAGGGGAUGAAGUGUCUUUUCCGCAUUUGUUUCUUCCCCAAGGACCCAGCCGACCUGCUCAGGAGGGAUCCGGCAGCAUUUGAGUACCUCUACAUACAGAGCCGCAAUGAUGUCAUCAAGGAACGCUUUGGCAUGGACUGGAAGAAUGAUAUCACACUGAAGUUGGCGGCUCUCCACAUCUUUAUCACUGUGUCAGCUGCCAGGCCCAAUCAGAAGAUCUCCCUCAAGCACGUGGAGAAGGAGUGGGGCCUGGAGCCCUUCCUUCCCCUCACCCUGCUGCCACUGGUAAAAGAGAAAAAUGUCUGUAAGACUCUCUCCCAGCUGCUAAAGACCUACCAACAUCCCCCACCUGCAGGCAGCAAGGUACCUCCUCUGCAGGGGAAGUUACAGUACAUGCGUGCACUGAAUGAACUGCCACCUUUUGGAGGUCUCCUGUUCCACACCGUGGGUCUGGACGAGAAGCAGUCGGCUACCAGCCUGUUGGUCGGGCCUCGGCAUGGUAUAAGCCACGUCAUUGACCUGAAGAACAACCUCACCACCGUGCUGGCAGAGUUCAGCCGGGUCGCCAAGAUCCAGCUGUUCCGAGAGAACCAGGGUGUGGCCCGGGUGGAGCUGGCGAUCUUGGAUGCCAAGCCACUAGUCCUGUUGAUGGAGUGGCCAGAUGCCACCAAUUUUGCCAGCCUGAUAUCUGGCUAUUACAAACUGUUUGUAGACCCCAAGAAGAACAUUUACUGCCGGACACCUGGUCAGUCCCACAUGAUCAAGGCAGAUUACAGAAGCACCCAUGUUGCCCAGCGGAAUGCACCUUCAACGUCCAGCAGUGGUCGGCGCUCAGAAGAGAGAGAGGGGCCCCCCAGAGACCCAGCCCGGGGGUCAGUGGGCCCACCAGAGCCCCAGCACCUGGGCCUCUGUCACAUACACUUGAAGGAGCAGGAGCAGCUCCAGGACCUCCAGGCACAGGGUGAUGCUGAGGCUGAAGUGGAUAUCAAUGAGAACCUUGUCUCUGGGGAAAUGGGCCGGCCACGCACCAAAUCUGACCCCACACUUAAGAGCUCUGAGUCUAUCGCAGGGCCCGAGGGGCACAGUAAAGACAGCCCUGGGUUCCGAGGGCGGGCCUAUACGCUAGAGCCCUCCCAGCGGCCCACUCGCUUCUUCUGCGACUCCUGCAAGGCCAAACUGAAGGCGGCUGCUGAGGGGGUGGUGGCAGUAAACGGAGGAGGUGGGGCCCAGCAGCUGGCCCUGCGGCGCUGCUCCAAUGCCUGCGCCUCCCGUGAGGGGGGUGCUGUGGACCUCACAUCCCUCCCGCUCCCAGGGAAUGAGGAGGACGAGGAGAUGGAGGACAGGAGCGAGAAGCUGCGGCCGCCCCCUCCCGCCAUUGCUGCCCCACCACCUGGAUUCAGGGACAACAGUUCUGAUGAGGAUGACCCCAAGAGAGGCCAGAAAGCCCAGGGUGGGGCCACGGCAGGAGGAGGUGCACGGGAGGAGGUGCCCAUCACACUGAUUGAUAGUGUGGCCACACGGACAGUUCGUGACCACGCGCAGGAGUUGGACGAUGCCCUGGUGUCCACCCUGCAGGCAUUGGAGGCCCUGGCAGCAUCUGAGGAUUACCCCCAACAUCACCAGCAGCCCCCACAAACUGCAGGGCUAAUUGUGCUGGCGGCCAUAACUCCUGAGUCAUCAUUGGACUCUGGACAUGAGACCAACUCUUCUGAGCUGACAGACGUCUCUGAGAUGGUCUCGGCUAUGAAGCAAAACCAGACAUACCUGCUGGCCCACCACAUCAACAAGGAGCGCUUCUUCAGCCGCCGUGACUUUCCCCUGACAAUCCCUGCCUGCACCACUCAAACUCUAAGCAGCGGUGCCCUGUCCCUGGGCCAACUGCGUGCCACCUGUCCCCCCAAACCUGUCAUACUCAGCAAGACCGUGCCACUGAUAGUCAGCCCCAGCCAGGAGACCCCAAGCCCCAGCAUCAGAGUGGAGCAGAGCCGGACACAAGCUCCGGUUCAGAGCAACUCGAGCACAGUGGAGCCUAAGCCAGAGCCUCCCCCUGGGGGUAUGGCUGACCCCUCCACUCAGACUGCUAAGGAACUGAAGGUAGCCAAUCAAGGAGAGAUAUGCCAGACUAGCAAAGACCAGAGGGCGGUUGGACCCCCAGAAAGCCAGUUGAGCUUCAAUUCCCAUGUGGAUGUGAAGGGCAAAGUUUCCAGUGCUUCUAGCCCUGAAACUACCAACAAAGCCUUACCGAUACUCUUGCCUGUGGACAAAGCUGUUUCUGCAAAAAUUUGCUUAACAAAUAUGUGCCAAGAUGCCGAGACUGCCUCCAGUAAGACCACCAAGCCUUCAACCACUAACAACAAAGGUCCCUUACCAGUGGAUGACCUGUUUUGUACAUGCCCAGUGCGGCCUGACCCUAAGCCUCCCCUGAGGCUGAAGGACCCACAGGCGCAGAAGGUGGUUGUGUUCCACUCCUCCUCUCCAACAGAUGAUGAGCGUCUGCGUGCCAAAGCCAAGGGUUUGCAGCUGUCCAGCAGCAAAGAGGGUGGGACGCGGGGACCAGAACCCAACCUGCCCAAGCAAAGCCUCCUGGCCCCACCAAGGUACUCUCCACGUCCAGAAAAGACAGAGCGCAAAGACAUGCCAGAUGUAAAGACGGAGGUAAAAGCUAACAAUGAGACACAGAAAGCACCCAAAGCCCUGCCCAUGCUGGUAGAAACCACACUGACAACUAGCUACGCAGACAAGGCUGCGACAAUCCCUGCUGUGGAGCACAAGAAACACGGUGGUGGCAGUGCUGGCAACAACAGGGGCCCUAAGCAGCAGCGCACUGCCCCCUUCCUGAGCUUCCGGAACUUGCUUUCAGCCACGUUCCCAGCUCGGCUGCGCCGUGAGACGGAUGAACGGCAGGCCCAGCUGCAGAAGGUGCGUCAGUAUGAGCUGGAGUUCCUGGAAGAGCUGCUUAAACCUAAGGCAGCACAGGCUGAGUUCCUGCCCCCGGGGCCUUCCCCAGUGCCCGGGGGCACUCCCUGCUCUUGCCAGCUGCGCUCCAGUCCCGUGCAGAAGGUUCCCGGUGUCUCCCGUGAGCAGCGGCGCAGUUGCGACUGCAAGAGGCUGUGCCGGGGGAUCCGGCUGCCUGACACGCCAGUGGGAUCUGCUGCCGAGCGCAGAGGGAGGGAAAGGGCAGUCUCAAAGACCCCGCCAGCAGUAACUAAGGUGUCACAUUUACCUGAGGGACCCAGGAGACCUCAUACCUUGGAGAUCAAGACCACCAGAAUACGCUCCUCCAGCCUGGAGUCCCGAGAGCCUCGGGGGGAAGCGGCAUCCUGCUUGCCCACCUGUACAUCCCGCCCUGAAUGUUUGGGUGCUCCACAGUACAAAAAGCUCCAGAGGCGGUACAGCAUUGGGGAGGCUGAGGGCAAUGAGAAUGCACCCCUCUAUGCUGAGGUUAAGCCAAAAUCCAAGAGUCUAGAAAAGGAAAUGGAGCGGGUAAGGGCAACAGGCCUGAGGCUUCCCACCCCUGUGGAGCCAUGCUAUACCACCAUAAGGGAUGGGAAGAGGAAGGGCGUGUUCUCCAUCCAGGGGGAGGAGCCCUCUCGGGAAGGGCGACCUGCUGCAGCGGAGGUAAUGCUGGGACUACCGAGUGAGGACAACGAUGACAGGGAGAAGUGCUGCUCCUUCUGCUUCUGUUACCGCAAGUGCGAGGCGGCUGACGAGAGCAGUGAGAAGGAUGAGCUGUCCUACUCCAUUCCCCUGCAGGUGCUGCCUGGUAUGCAGCUGGAUGCCCACUCUAUGCCUGUGGUCAGCAAGACCCUGCAAGUUCUCAAUGCAGAGGACUGCAGCGGGGAGGAGGAGGUAGAGCAGGAGGAGGAGGAAGAGGAGGAGCCACAGACCCAGGAUAUUGACCUACGAGCCUGCAGCAGUCUGGAGGGCAGCCUGGCGCGUGUGCAAGCUCUGCAGGGGAAAACCUUCUCCCUUCCCGACGGCUUCCUCAGCGCCCAGCUUGAUGCUAACGAGCUGCUGGCCAUCCUACGGCAGUGCGCUAGUGGCGGAUCCCACAUAGAGGGUGAGCCCCAGCUGCAGUCAUCACGGCUAGCUGAGUACAAACAGGAGCUAGCGCUUCGCUUCAAGGAGUUUCGGGCAUCAUGCCGGCGGGUGGCUGGGGUGGAGAAGAGCCCCUCGCGAAUGUUGAAUGCCGUCACCGCCAGCUUCCAGGUACUAUGCGGCCUGACACAGACCUUCAUCCAGUUGGUACGUGGAGUACGCUCGGAGGCCCAGCGUCUGCAGCUUCUGCGCAAGGUGGAAGAGGUGGCUAUCAACUACACGCUCCUCCUACGUGCCGCCGAAGAAUCCAUGGGCCACUCCAGCAGCCUACCUGCCAAGAAUUCUGGCCUCCAGGCUGGGCCUCCUCCUGCUACCACCACUGCAGGCUCCCUCAACCGCCCCAUCAAGACCCUGAUAACGAAGUGAGGCUCAUACUUCUGUUAUCUAUGGGGGGCCUCGAAGAACAUGUGCAUCCAUGCCCCCCCAACACACAUACACACACACGCACACACACAUUCACACACACUCUUCUUGCUCCAUUCCCUCACACAUCCAGUGAAGCUGAUAUGUGACAGUCUGGAGUUAAGUGGGUGCACUCCCUGCCCUGAGUGUCACCAUACUGACUUAUUGUUUACAUUAUUUCCCAUAACUGUACUUGCUACAAUGCAUCUUGGGACGGGAAGCAAGUGCUCCUUGACACGUUUACAGAGGCUGCAUCAGCACAGGAAUUGCACCACUGGCCCUACAGAGUUCACAGAACCCCUCUUACACCACCACAUCUGUGCAGGAGUAAAAACUGGACUGGGACCUAGGACCUAGGACCUCCAACACAAAUGCAUACACAAGAGAUGCAGAUGUGCAGAUAGACACACAUAAAAACACUCUCAGACCGGCAAUAUGGACAGGGCUAUAAGUGAGACCUAUGGCUUGAUGCUACAGGGUGCAGUAUUAUCUUUGUCAAAACUGAUUAAGUCUGAUUUUGUUUUAUUUUUACUUUGCAAAGGAGAAACUGUUUUGUGUAAAAAAUAAUAUUUAUCUUAAUGAUUAUUAUGAAUAUGAUCAUGACUAUUAGGAUAACAUAUCCAACAUCCAGUGAGCACUGAGAAAAAUUGUCCUCAACAAAAAUAUCAAGUAGCGGAUUCUGUAAAAUUAGUUUGCGCAUAAGCAUUGGUGGGGUCAGGUGAUAUGCUUGUUUGUACAUUUCUUUGAUCAUUGUGACAUGAUACAGAGUGCUUCACUGGGUAUCUGGACAAUCUUUAAGUGUCUUAAGUGCAACUUCAAUGCGUACAGUAUAUUCACAGUAUUGGACUUUGUGUCACUGAAAAUGUUUAAAUGGCCACAUGUUUGGACUGCAUUAUUUGUGAGGCACAGAUGCACAUGCACGCACAUGUGAAGUGGAGACACAGGUAAGGCACACCUGCUCAGGGCAGUCAAUGUAGCAGAAAUCCAAACUCAUGGCUCAUCCAUUUCAGUAGGGACCGAUUGCUCUUCUUUGUGGGAGUGAAGCCUUGACCUUCUGGGCCUGGCUUGGCACUUGUCUCAUGAUCUGUACACUAAUUUUCACAAGGCACGGAAACAGGCUUAAAGACACAUGCCCAAAACAAACCUGGCACCUCAUCUAAUGCAACAAUAUCUGCCUCAUUCUAGAAGAAAAGGCUGCCGCAGGUGAGUAAGCUUGGAAUAUGUACAGCUUACAUGUUUUCCCCAUAUGUAUCAACUGAAUUCUGUUCUCAGCACACGUCAUGCUCAGUCACUGUUUUCUUUGAAAUGGUUUUUGCAGUUUCAGCACAUUUGACAAGGAGAGCAAGGAGGUCCAAAUAGCCCUCCAUGUGGUGCCCUUUUUAAAUGAUUUUAUAUCACAGAAAAGAGCUUCUGAUUCUACACUAAUCACCUUCCUUUCAAAAGAAUCUCACUCCUUGCCAGUCCCUCCCCCUCCGCCCCCAAUCCUGACGCUGCUCUUUUUUUAAGUACUGUUUAUCCGUUGUUGAAGAAACACACAUAAAAGUAGUUUUUUAUGUAUUUUAAUAAAGCAAACACCUGUUCAUUGUCUGAACACUUUUUUCUGUCUCUUCCUAUAUCCUGUUGACAGACCCGACUCACAUAAAGGUUUACAAAGUUCUAAAGCCCAUGUAAUUAUUUACAAUUUAAUUCAGCUUCUGCCUGCUUGAUUCCUAGUCUGGUUGUUGGCAUGGUUGAGAUUCAUAUGUGCCAUACGUUCUUCAUAUCAGUCUGUCUUACACGUUGCCAUGUAUUCACCUUUGUCUUCCUGGAUUUCCACAGUAGAGAUUACAUGGGUUCUUCUGCUGGUGGGUUAUAAUCCUCUGUGUAUGUCGGAGAUGGUUUAGGCUGGUCUUGUCUAGUCUUGUUUCACUGGAAUGGCGACUGGGCAUACAAACAUAGGAAAAGCCCCUCACUGCUUUUCAUCUCUAUGAUGGUGUAUGAUUAUGUAAUCAACUUGUAAAUAGUGUAAAUUAAAUAGGACAUUUGUGAGGAGGCAGACACUUUUAAAAUAUUAAAUAUUGGCAGUGUAAAGAUUUAACAUAAAUGCUUCACUGUUUUUGUAAAACAAAAAGAAUCAUAAUAUGACUGUACCUUAUUUAUAGUAGUAAUGUAUCAUAGAAAUUAAUAGUGGAAAGCUAUAUUUUAAAGAAUAUACAUAACUAUAAAGCAUGGGCCAUGUUUAUUUUUAUAAAAUGUUUCCAUUUUGAUCCUACUUUUCUCUCACAGUUUUUAGAAAAACUGUUUUUUCAGGUUUUUUUAUCACAAGUUGAAUAUUUUGUUGUGACAUGCAGUUUGGUUGCAUUCCCAAAAUGUUAUUAUGUCCAUCUGUUCCAUACUCUUGUGGGUUUUUGUUUUGUAAUUGUGGCAUUCGGUCCGCCGGAGAGGCGGAUUGGUCUCGGCUGAGCCGGCUGGUGGAGAGCAGCACACCUUUAAGGUGCGUGUGUUCUCCCCACCAGCCGGCUCAGCCAAAACCAAUUCGUCUCUCCAGCAGACCGAAUGCCACAGUAAUGUAUUGCCUCAUUUAUUUAACUUAUUUAUUUGAUUAUUUUUGUCAAAUAUCUUGUCUUCAAUGUGGUCCUCUGUCUGUGUAUAACGUGGUUCAUGUUUUAAUAGCAAUAAAGUGUAUUCAUGUUAAUA